Fundulus heteroclitus (mummichog) is the source of this 1512-nucleotide messenger RNA. RefSeq lists its product as uncharacterized. The coding region runs from base 126 to 983 and encodes 285 amino acids. Lineage: Eukaryota; Metazoa; Chordata; Actinopteri; Cyprinodontiformes; Fundulidae. The transcript has 3 exons. The record is from RefSeq and is a predicted model, not a curated record.
AAGCAAGGGCUCGCCUAAAGGACGUGGACGUUGGAUUAGGAGCAGAAGAAGUCCUAAAGGAACUCCAGACUAGCCCCAAGAGCAGUGUAGGUGAGCUCAGUGUGUUGGCAUUUAGAAAGGACUGCAUGGACUGUUUGACCAAUAUUGUCAAGAAAAUGCAAGACAAGAGCCCACUAAAGUACACCAUUGUGAGGCAAAUGGCAUGUUUGGACCCAACGAACAUGUUCUCAGACCCCGACUUGUGCUCUGAAAGAAUGAAAGGAGUUGUUCAGAGGUUUCUGCAUGAUCACCAGCUGUCAGGAGGCGUCUCUGCUGCAGGUGAUGUGAUUGUCCAACAAUUUGGAAAUUUCUUGUCUCUGGAGGCGAAAGAUGAAUCAUUCUCCUCUUUCCAACCCAUGCGUACAAGACUGGACGUUUUCUUGCAUGGACACCUCCAUCAAUCCUACCCUGAACUCUGGACUUUCUGCAGGAAACUUCUGCUUCUUUCCCAUGGCCAAGCAACAGUUGAGAGGGGCUUUUCUGUAAAUAAGGAGGUAGAGGCUGAUAACAUGAAGGAGGACACAGUGGUUGCUCAGAGGAUGAUAUGUGACUACGUUUCUGUCUGUGGGGGGGUUCUCAAAGUACCUCUGACUAAGGAGCUUUUGGCAGCUGCAGCGUCAGCUAGGUCUCAAUAUUGGCUACAUCUGGACCAGGAAAAGAGAAAGCAUGCGAGCAAUGCUCAAAGAGAAAAGAGAAAAGGUGCAGAAGACCACAUUGAGCAGCUCAAAAAGAAGAAGACAAUACUGAUUGAGGUAGCAAACAGCCUAGAAAAAGAUGCAGACAAACUAGCAGAGCAAGCUGAGGGUAAAUCAGGCACGUGCAUGGCCCAGCUAAUCACCAAGUCAAACAUACUCAGAAAAAGAUACAAAGAAAAACUCACAGAACUCAAAGAGGUUGAGAAAGAGCUGGAAGAUAAAUCAGCAGAACUCAGGCAUAUGCCAUAAUGUCAAAUCAGGCAUUGUCUCCCUCCUCUUUACCUUCCCGCCUCUCUGUUUCAAGUGUUCAUAUGUUCAUUUGUGCACAUGCACAUUGUUAUAAAUGGUACACUCUUUAGGGAAGGCUUUCCCAAGUGCCAAGUUGUCUAAUAUUAUUAUUAUUUUAUCUUUUAAUUUUGGUUGAUUCAAAAGUUGUCACACAAGUUGUGUUAUGUAAAUGUCUGCACUUUGAAAGCAGCUGAAAUUGUAAUUUAUUUGUUUGUUUUUGUUCUGAAGGAACAGUAUUUUAUAUAUUUACUUCAUUUUAUAAGCAUUUGUUCAUGGGACCUAAAUGUUCUGAAAAUAUUGUAAUAAAUAUAGGACUGUAAUGACAUGUUUGUUGUCUUUUCGCAUUACACACAUUUAGCUGAUGUUCUUAAACUCAACCGUCAUUUUGAUUUGUAUUUCCAUCGUACGUUUGGUCUUAAAUUUAAUUUAGAAGUGGUAUUAAAAGGUCUUAAAAAGUAUUAAAUUUAACUUGUUUAUACUUGUAGACACC